Messenger RNA from Polyodon spathula (Mississippi paddlefish), 2446 nucleotides. RefSeq names its product LETM1 domain-containing protein LETM2, mitochondrial-like. Gene Ontology annotation, cellular component: mitochondrial inner membrane. NCBI's taxonomy places the organism in Eukaryota, Metazoa, Chordata, Actinopteri, Acipenseriformes, Polyodontidae. The record is from RefSeq and is a predicted model, not a curated record. The transcript is spliced from 12 exons. Gene Ontology annotation, molecular function: ribosome binding. The coding region runs from base 681 to 2102 and encodes 473 amino acids. Gene Ontology annotation, biological process: intracellular monoatomic cation homeostasis.
UUGAGGCUCUGCUAUUGGAGGGGCGAUUUACUUCCACCCGUUUUCCUGAAUCUCCUGAUCAGCGAGUCUGUGCGGUUUGACCGGGAAUAACCUCCUGAAUCAAAUGGGUCCCGCAAGCCUGCUGCAGCUGCAGAGGAAGAAGCGUGUUGGGCUGCGAUCAAUGGGUCUGUAUUCCUGUCUGUCCCGUAUGCACACCGAUUUAUUAAUCAAACCUUACCGGUUAAGCAACCUCACCGAAUGGAACACGCUGUUUUCAUUUAUUUUUUUUUUCAAAUCUGCAAAAUCCUUUAUAGAAACCCGACAGUUCGUGUGGACUAAGUUACACGCAGAGCCUUUCCUUUGGCUGCCCAGGAAAUAAUCAGUCUGUGAUGGAUCAAGUCAGAUUGAGGAUUUUUCGCUGCUGCUUUUUCAGUUUUCGUCUGGAUUAUUAAUUAUAUGCACUUUGAAAAACCGGAACAAUCCUCGAAGCUGUUGUUGGCCUUGCAUUCUACAGCUAAACAAUUAUACUUGUUGCUGAAUUGUUUACAAUACACUCAAACUAACCUUGACGCCGGUUUAUGAAUCAGGCCAGGCCACACAGAGGGGAGGUAACAGACCCAGGAGGGAGAGGGAGAAGGAGAAGGGUGGAAAUGGGCUUCCCCUCAUGAUUGCUUCUUUGUCAUGUGAACUCCAAAAAGGCAAUGGUGGCUUUUGGUUCCAAUGUGCUCUUGUCUGUGACAAGAUCCAGGGGAUCAUACCUCCUCACCCAGACACACCAUUGCCCAUAUUUCCCUUCCACGGCAGCACUCCACUACCACCAUGAACACUCAAACAGGACUUCUUCUGUAACUAAAAGGAAUCUCAACUCUCCAUACGUUACUAGCGCUCUGCCUCGCUUACGGAUCAGUUACUUAUCCUCUCGCGCGCUGCACAGGUCAUGCUGCUGGCUUCAAGAAGCGAAACCGGCUAGUGAGAGCAGUACUGUAAAGGAGAACCCAGCUCCUGCCCCAGCACCCGAGAAAGCUGUGGUGAAAAAGUCAUUGAGACAGAAAGUAGUGGACGAAGUGAAACAUUAUUAUAAUGGAUUUCGGCUGCUGGGGAUUGAUACCAAGGUCGCUGUGAGGAUGGGCUGGAGGUUACUGCAUGGGCAGCAGCUCACCAGAAGGGAGAGGAGAAGGCUGCUGAGGACCUGUGCAGAUCUUUUUCGUCUUGUCCCGUUCACUGUCUUCAUCAUCGUCCCUUUUAUGGAGUUCCUGCUGCCUGUGUUUCUCAAGCUUUUCCCAGAGAUGCUGCCUUCGACCUUUGAGACACAAUCAAAGAAGGAAGAGAAACAGAAGGUACAGCUGGCAGCCAAAGUGGAACUGGCCAAGUUUCUCCAAGAAACCAUUGCAGAGAUGGCCAGGAGGAACAAAGCCCAAACGGCUGAAACGCAAAAGUUUUCAACUUACGUACAGAAGGUUCGACACUCUGGGGAACAGCCUGCCACCAAGGACAUUGUGAGUUUCUCCAAGCUCUUUGAGGACGAGCUGACCUUGGAGCACCUAGAGCGCCCCCAGCUGGUUGUGCUGUGUAAACUGCUGGAGCUGCAGCCCAUCGGUACGAACAACCUGCUGAGAUUCCAGCUCCUCUUGAAGCUGCGCAAUAUCAAAUCCGACGACGAGGUGAUCGCUCAGGAAGGUGUGAACUCUAUGAGUGUACCAGAGCUCCAGACAGCCUGCAGGAUCCGUGGGAUGAGAUCACUGGGCGUGACGGAAGACCAGCUCCGUCAACAGCUCAAACAGUGGCUGGAGCUCCAUCUGAAGGAGAAUGUGCCUCCCUCUCUUCUGCUGCUCUCUCGUGCCAUGUAUCUGACAGAUGUCUUGCCAGCCCCUGCUGUCAUCCCGACACUGCCAAAACUGGAACUUGCUAAAACUCUGGAAGCACCAGGCAAAGACAAAACAAAGGCACCUGAAAUCCUGGUUGACCCAGCCCCACUAAUUAAGGGUAUCAAGGGAGAGGAACUGUUGGAAAAACCCAUUGAGAAGACGUCAAAAGAGCCUUUAAACCCUGAAGUUAUAACUCUUGCCAAAGCUGUGGAAGAAUCACAAAAAAGCACAAAGAAAGUCGGUGCUAAUGGAGUUUGAAGGCAGGAUGCAUGUUUGUUAACUGGCCUGUUGGAUGAAAUUAUGGAAAGACAAAAUGAAUAAAUAGUAUUUUAUAGAAAAUCUUUCCCCCCUGGGUGCUUUGUAAGUGUUUUGACUAUACAGUAAAUUUUCCAGUUUCGUAGGAAAGGAUGCUUGGAGGUUUACUGCUUGGCAGUUUUUUUUCGUGUUUGCAACCGUCCAAAUCUAGUAACUGAACUUUUUAAAACUGUUUUAUAUAAUUUGAAAAUGAAACACUCUAAAACCAUCUCAACAAUGUAUCUAUGUUGAUAACUGCUAAAAUCCUACUCUGAUGCAGCUGCACUAGUGUGUGUGUGUGUGUGUGU